UGUGCUGCCAGGAAUGCCAGACGUCCCCCCUUCCCCCCCCUCAGGGAUCCACGAGGAAUACCAGCUGCCGUACUACGACCUGGUGCCCUCCGACCCCUCCAUCGAGGAGAUGCGGAAGGUGGUGUGCGACCAGAAGCUGCGGCCGAACAUCCCCAACUGGUGGCAGAGCUACGAGGCGCUGCGGGUGAUGGGGAAGAUGAUGAGGGAAUGUUGGUACGCCAACGGAGCGGCUCGCCUCACCGCCCUGCGCAUUAAGAAAACCCUCUCGCAGCUCAGCGUCCAGGAAGACGUGAAAAUCUAAGUGCUGAGCAGGAGGAAACUGCGGCGAGCUGCCAUGCUAGAGUAGGUGUGUGAUGGAGGCCUACCUCGUGUUUCUGCCCAAUCUACUGCUACCGACCAGGCGGCGCGACUGCGGGCUGCUGGCUGGGGGGACGGAGCCGCUCCGUGCUCUGCUCCCUCCUCUCGGGUACGAAACAAUCAGAAACCUUUGAACGAUCACCUCCUGCCAGCGUGAGGAGCUGAGAGGGACUCUGGAGGGUCUCAGCCACGCUCAACGUCUCUCGUUUCCUGAUGGGAAUCCCUGGAAUGUUGAGGCUGCGCUGGAGGCCGAGCGCCGGCAGCGGCGAAGGGAGGUUUUCCAGGAGACCGCGGCACAUCCGCGCCGACGCAGCGCUGCAGAAACCAAUGGUGCUCCCAAACGAUCCGUCCGUCAGCUUCACCGGACCGUCUCCCUCCUUAAGCUCGAAACAAAGACGACGAAAAGACCCCCCCAACCCCCCCUCCA
Meleagris gallopavo (turkey) is the source of this 784-nucleotide messenger RNA. Lineage: Eukaryota; Metazoa; Chordata; Aves; Galliformes; Phasianidae. The record is from RefSeq and is a predicted model, not a curated record.